GCGAUUGAACGAAAUUCAACCAGAAGCUUGGCGAGCUUCGUCGAUUUGCUUUCUCUAACACUGACGCAGCUAUUUCGUCUCUGUAGAUAAAGUGGCCUUUUGGUCAGCGAGGGCUAGCUCAGGCUACUUUCUUUUUCUUCCCCAUUCCACGUCUGCAUACCUAGCAAAGGCAACGGCAGCUGUCUGUCGCAUGAUACUCCCAACUUCCCAUGGCAAAUAAUACAAGAUCGUUGAGGUCGCGGCCCAUCGACACGAUGGCGGCCGCAAGCAAUGGUCCUGACUCUCCUCGCGCCCCCUCCUCCUCCUCCUCAUCCUCCUUCUCCUCCUCGACCUCGGCCGCGACGGCACGAACACCACCUCACCUUCCUACGCCUCUCGAAUCCUUCCUCCUGCUCCUGUACCCGGUUCUCCUGAUUUUUGGCACCAUCUUCAGCGUCAUAUCGCCCGAGAUACGCGCAUCGCCCUACGACUUCACGGGCCAAUCUCACGUGCAAACAAGCGCCCCUUCCUACUUCGCUCGCAAGAACAAUCUGUUCAACAUACUCUUUGUCAAGCGCGGCUGGGCUUGGAUCACUAUCGCCUUUGUUGUCUUCCUCCUCAGCCACCCCGCCCUGGGGUCGACUUCCCGGAAGAUCAAGGCUACCAUCCGAUGGGCCGCAAUCACCGCCUGGUGGGUGCUUGUCACGCAGUGGUGCUUCGGCCCUGCGCUCAUUGACAGGGGUUUCCGCUUCACGGGCGGCAAGUGCGAGAUGGCGGAGACGGCUGUCUUUGAGGGCAACCCGGACAAGAACGACGUGUUCACAGCUGUCGCGUGCAAGGCGUCUGGCGGCAGGUGGAGCGGCGGUCAUGAUAUCAGCGGACAUGUCUUCCUCCUCGUCCUGGGCAGCUUUUUUUUGCUGCAGGAGGUAGGCUGGGUCAUUGUCAGGUCUGGUGCUUACCGGGGCCACAGGGAGGAGAGAUGCGUCGUUAUGAACGAUGGUGCUGUAAAGGGCGCCGGCGUUGAGGUCGAGGGGAGCGAGCGCCCUACGAAGGAAGAGAAGAGCUUGGCAGUUGCUACCAAGUUCGCGCUCGUCAUUAUUGGACUGUCCCUCUGGAUGCUCUUGAUGACGGCUAUUUACUUCCAUACUUGGUUUGAGAAGCUUACUGGGUUUCUCACUGCCUUGAUCGGUGUAUAUCCCGUCUAUUACCUCCCCCGUUGGGUUCCUGCGUUGAGAACAGUCGUUGGACUGCCGGGCAUUUGAAAGUAGGGUAUUGGGGCUGUAGAAAUACGAAUGAUGAGGGGUCAAAAUAAAGCACUGAUGCAUGCAAUGAAACCGAGUAAAAAGAAAUUUAAUUUAUAAUCACACGUUUCGCCGCA
Messenger RNA from Truncatella angustata, 1357 nucleotides. RefSeq names its product inositol phospholipid synthesis and fat-storage-inducing TM-domain-containing protein. The record is from RefSeq and is a predicted model, not a curated record. Bases 210 to 1241 code for a protein of 343 amino acids. Gene Ontology annotation, biological process: lipid droplet organization; phospholipid biosynthetic process; lipid storage. Gene Ontology annotation, cellular component: endoplasmic reticulum membrane. Lineage: Eukaryota; Fungi; Ascomycota; Sordariomycetes; Amphisphaeriales; Sporocadaceae. The transcript is spliced from 2 exons.